GCAACGCAACGCAAAACCAAACCCUUGCCUCGCAAAUCCACCUCACUCUCUCAUCGUCGUCUUCCGCCGCCGCCGCCGCCGCCGCCGCGACGGACGACGAACGAACGCGCCUCGCUGUCCACGCCACAGAUCUCGGCGGGCGGCCUCCUCCCCAGCUGUGACGAACGGAUCUCACCUCCACGACGGAAGAGAAAUGGGCCGCCGGAUUUAAACGCCACGGAACGGGGACACAUUGCUACGAUUUCGCCGACCCCGCGCGACCUUCCCCUCCCUCCCCUAGGGUUCAUGCAGUCGAGGUCUCGCAUUCGCGGCCGCGACCCCCCGCCCUCCUCAGGAGGGCGCUACCGCCGACGAUCCCCCUCCCCGCCGCGCCAUCACCGCCGCCCCCCGUCUCAGCCGCUCAGACGAAGCCCCCGCCGCCACCAGGAGGACAGGCUCCCACCAGACGUCCCCCUCGACCGCCGUUUGCGCGCUGACAUCCUUCUCGAGGCCGGCCGCCUUGCCGCCCACUACCUGGUCGCCCAGGGCGUCAUCCCCGAGCACCGUCUCCGCGCCAGGGAGGACCCAAAGCACAACGACCCCACCUCCCUCCCUGCCGCCGGAUACGCCAGGAAGCGGGACGACACUUGCCAUGACGACGAUCCGAGGUGGCGGCGGAAUGGCGCCGCUGACGACUGGGGCCGCGACAAAGGGGACGAUGACAGGCUACCCCGUAGAUCGGGGUGGGACAGGAGGAGCCACAGCUUUGACGGCAGGCGUAAGUACAACGAUGGCGGUACUGCCAGCGGCGCCGGAGUUGAUCGGGGUGGCCGCCGGACCCAUGAGUACGACGACCAAAGGAGACCAACCAUGUCACGGUCCUAUUCACAAAACGACCGGCGUGUCUCCAGUGACAGCAGACUGGAUCGAAGGAGAAGAAGCAGAAGCAGGAGCAGGAGUAGAAGCAGGAGCAGGAGCAGGAGCAGGAGCAGAACCAGGACAAGGACCUCUAGCUACGGCAGCCGGAGGGAUUCAGAUUGGCGACCAGGAGGCAGCGACUUGGAUCACACCAAGGUGCCACGGCCUGGCAUUGCCCGUGAUGGUGAUGUGGACUACCAUGAUGCCGGUGAUGUGCCAAGAGAUCUGAAGGCAGCACCCCGUUCAGUGGUGGUUGUGGAGAUGAACGAGAGUGCCAACCAAGCUGCAGCCACUGAAGGCACAGAGGUGGAGUCGGAGAUCAUAGGUGUCGAUCAAGAUGUUUGUGGGGAUGAGGAUGGUGAGAAUGCGGCUGAUGCCUUUAAUGAUGCAAAUACUUGUGAAACAAAUGUUGACCAUUACCAACACAAACUGUCCAGUUCCAACAUGGAUGAUGUUGAUCUGGCAGAGUAUGAUGGGGAACCAGUGCAUAGGCAGUCUCAGUUCUGCGAUGCUGAGGGGGGCAUGGAGUCUCCCAUCUCUCCCAGUGAUGCGUGUUUGAUAGAGCCAGUGGCUGAGGAAGUUAGGGACGAAACAAGGGCUCCGCAAAGCGAAGUUGAAACUGAUAUUGCUGACCUUGGCAAAGAUGAACAGGAGCUGCCAGCUUGGUAUGGAAUUUUUGACCUCAAUGUUGUUGAAUCUCAAGAAAACUGUGAAAUGGUUGAGAUUUUCAGUGACGCACCUUCAGAUAAUGGUCGUGACUCUGUACCUGAUUUAGUUGGUCAGAUGAGCCAAAGUGCAAACUGUGUCGGUUCAGGAACUCAAGGUCAAGAUGAACAUGCAGUUGACCACCACCAGUUGGAGGAUGAACAAGUGAUUCUAAAUCAAAGUAUUGGUACACAUGGUUUGAACAAUGAAGAAGGGCUUGGAAAUCAGACAGGUGAUGAACAUGGACAGGAUAGUCACCAGUUGGAGGAUGACCAAAUGCAUGUAAAUCAUGUCAUGGAUGUGCAUGAUUUAGAUAAUGGACUUCUGAACAGUAAAGAAAUGCUUCUAAAGCGGUAUGCAGAUGAACAUGUGGAUCAUGGACAACAGAUGGAAAGUGAAGAAUUGCUUCUGAAUCAGGGGCAGAGCACCUCAGUAGAAGUGUCGGGAAAUUAUCAUGCCAAUGGAGAACAGUCACGUCUCAAUCAUGAUGCUGAUGAACAUUCAGGCAACGAUCACCCAGUAAAGAGUGAACAAAUGCUUCUGGAUCAUGUUAUGGGUGUGCAUGAUUUGAAUAAUUAUGACCUGGACAGUGAGCAAAUGCUUCUAAAUAAUGGCGCAGAUAAACAGCGAGAAGAAUAUAGUGCUCAGUUACAGGAAGGUCAGAUGCUUCUAGACCAGGCUGCAGAUGGGCAGGCUACGCUUCACAAUCAGAGCAUUGGCCGAAUGAUUCCUGUAAUCGAUCUGGAAGACGAUUAUGAAGAGCAGUCUGAUACCAAAGAAUUUAUAGAACCCAAGUAAGCUUUUUUUAAGAUUCUUUUUUGUCGCAAUCUCAAGGGGGAGAGGAAAAUCCUUCACGCCUGAACAUGUUCACUAUACAGAAGUGACACCUUACAUAAACUUACUGAUAAUGCUCUACCAGAACAUAUCUGUUCUCAAGGCCAGCAAACUUCGAGUAUUGACCAUCCUCGGACUAACACCCAGCAGCUGCUUCUUCAUCGGUUACCCCAAACUAGGAAGUAGGUGGACUGGAAGGGGUGCUACUAUUGCACAGGAAAUCCCAGUGAUGAUGAGUUGAUGGCAUGUUGUAUUUUGCCUUCUUUUUUGUGAAAUACCAAUAGAAGUAAUCAUUUUGUGGGACUGCCAUCCUCUGAGCUUGGGAAGUCUUUGUGAACCAUUUUCGUGUCCUCAGCUCCUAAGCUUGGCUUCAGCUUAUUGUUGUCCUGAACCAUGGGAAGCUGGCAUGCUAAAGUUGGUUGAUCGGUCAUUGUUUGUUUGUAUGUUGUGCUGUAGCCUGUAGUAACAAAUUUUGAUCCCCGGAAGGCACAAUUCCACGGUGGGCUAGCGAUGUGUCUUACCGAGAUAUCAGCUGAUAUGAAUAUAUUUGUAGUAGCUGAAUAGCUCAGCUUUUGCUGCUAACGAUAUGAAUCCUGUUCUAACAAUUCUCUGCUACCCUUGUACUCCUGCUGUACUUUGUGAAGUGCAAAAAGGACACUGAAGCUCGGUGUCACCAUGCAGCUCACCAAGCAGAGAUGGUUGCACGGAAUCUAGCAACAGUCACCUGAUCCCACUCCGCCGACCUAACAAGAGAGAUGGAGCAGUAGAUUGCAAAUCGUCUAAAUUCAGACUGCACAACGCGGUGCUUGGUACAAGGCAAUUGGAUAUGGAUGGAUGCUAUUUGGAUGGUAAUGAGCAAUGCACAUCAACAGCAUAUUCUCCUGCUGCACUGCAUACAUCUCUCUGAAAGGAACACGAAGAUAAACAGGGCGUAUGUAUGUGUAUAAUGUACUGUGUGAAGUCUGUUUUGUUGUGUGACAUCGCUGGCACACCGACUGGCAAUGAGCAUGAUAUCUUUGGGGGUUUGGGUACAGGGUUUCACAAGGAAGUUUCUGUUCUGCAAUCUGUAGGAGAGAUGAUGAUG
Oryza brachyantha (malo sina) is the source of this 3520-nucleotide messenger RNA. RefSeq lists its product as uncharacterized. The coding region runs from base 286 to 2400 and encodes 704 amino acids. The transcript is spliced from 3 exons. NCBI's taxonomy places the organism in Eukaryota, Viridiplantae, Streptophyta, Magnoliopsida, Poales, Poaceae. The record is from RefSeq and is a predicted model, not a curated record.